CCUCCUCCUCCUCCUCGGCGCUCUUCUCGGCUGGGACCGGGAAGAAGGGGCCGCCUCCGAUCAUCCACCCCCCCAUCCCCCCGCUACCCAGCCGCCGCCGGGCCGGCUCCUUCUGGCUCCCCUUGGACGGAGGGGGGGGCCCACAGAGGGUGGUGGGGAGAGAGCCAUGCCCUCGGCCGGCGGCGGUGGCGGCACCAGGAGCAGCACCCGCACCCCCGGCGGCCGCCUGGCCUUCCCCCUCUGACAUGGGCCGAGCGGGGAAGUAACAAAGCAAGCGCCGAGCCAGCGAGCGGGAGAGCGGGCGGGCUUCUCUUCUUCCCGGGCCCCGGAGCCGCCACCAUGGAGGGCUUUUGAUGGGCCGGAUGCUGACCCGUGGCGACGGUGACACUCGGACGGCUUUGCACGGAGAGGAGGUAGCUGUAUCCAGUUGGGUGGCAGGGAGACCCAAGGGGUACCAUGAAGUUUUCAGGAGCCCUGGAGAGCCAGAGGUUACCUCUCCUGCUGGAGAUGGCAAUCGCUAGAGAAGCUCAAAUGUGGAAAGUGUAUGUGCCCAAAGUUCAGCCUAGUCAGGAUGUAGGCAUUUCUCCAGCCCAGCGGGACGAAGUGAUCCGGUGGUUGGCCAAACUCAAGUGCCAGUUCCACCUUUAUCCAGAAACACUUGCCUUGGCCGUCAAUCUCCUGGACAGGUUUUUAGCGGCAGUGAAGGCCCGUCCAAAGUAUCUGAACUGCAUUGCGAUCAGCUGCUUCUUCCUUGCUACCAAGACUAUUGAGGAAGACGAGAGGAUUCCAGCACUGAAGGUAUUGGCCAGAGACAGCUUUUGUGGCUGCUCUCCCGCUGAAAUUUGCAGAAUGGAGAAGAUCAUUCUGGAUAAAUUGAACUGGGAUCUUCACACAGCCACUCCGCUGGAUUUCCUCUAUAUUUUCCAUGCAGUUGCCUUGUCCACCAGGCCUCAACUGCUGACUACCUUGCCCAAGAUGAACCCAUCUCAGCACGUGGCUCUGCUCACCAAGCAGCUGCUCCACUGCCUCGCCUGCUACCAGCUCCUCCAGUUCAAGGGCUCCAUGCUGGCGUUGGCCAUCGUCAGCUUGGAGGUGGAGAAACUUAUCCCUGAUUGGCUCGCCCUCAUCAUUGAACUGCUCCAGAAGGCACAGAUGGACAGCUCCCAGCUGAUCCACUGCCGGGAACUCACGGCACGCCACCUUUCCACGCUGCAGCCUUCUUGGCUGUCCAACUCCGUCUACGUCUACAGUCCCCUCAAGCACAACCUGGUGUCCUGUCACACGGGGACCUUCCGCUCCCAUCCCUCCUCGGUCCCAGGCCCGGACUCGAAGGACCGCUUCAAACCAGAAGUGCCAACCGAAGGCGGCGCCCCUGCGCUCUGCCGGCGGCGGGCGGCUCCCAGCCGGUGUAAACAAGCCACGGCGAAACGCAAAGUGGAGGAGAUGGAGGUGGACGACUUCUACGACGGGAUCAAGCGCCUGUACAACGAGGAGAAUGCGCCGGAAGGGGUGGUGGCCCUUGAAGGCAAAGCCAUUUCCGCCUGCAGCACCGAUGUCUCGCGGCAAGGAGGAAGCAUUUCUGCCUGCCCUCCCUUGCAGCCCGUUUCUGUCAUGUAGCUGUAUACCAACGCAGCGCUAAAUGCAGCAAGCUGCUACGUUGUGUAUACACACACACAACACCGGGCAACAAUUGGGCUUCUUUUGGCUGGCGGAGCGAAGGCUGUACCUGACAGGGCUUGGGGGAAGGAGUUGCGUUAUCCUUUUAAAAGAAUCCCCCUUCUCACUUUCUUCAUGCGGCUAAUUAUAGUUCCACUAUGAUCUAAAUACUUAAAAACAAACAAAAAAAAGUAUAAAAAAACUUUUCUAAAAAGUCCCAAAAACCAACCAAAAAAAAAAAGAGUAGCAAAAAUCGUUUUUUUCUAGUGUUCUGUUUCACUGUUUCUGUCUGCUUGUUGUGUUGUAACCCUAUCUGCAGUGUUGGAGAGACUUCACACUGAGAAAUUUUCAAAUUUCUAGCAAUCUGUCACUCUGAAUUUGCUUUACUCUGAGAACUCCCUCGACGGAUUCUUCCAAUUUUUCUUUUACAAAAGGUUUCCGAACUCCCUACUGCAUGUCUUUCUUGGCACUUUGUGUAUAGGAGCCCCACGUUGUCUUUCUGUUGUGUUCUGUCUUUUAGCACUUUGGUAUUUGAAAUGUGAUUUAUCUUGAAACUAGAUUUGCAUUUAAAAUGAGUGAGUUUUUAAAAAAAAGAUCUUUGCAAACCGUCCUGCACUUAAAAAAAAAUGACCAGAGCAAAUGAACGCCUGACAGCUUAUUAGAAGUAUUUUUGUUUUGUUUUAGGUAGUUAAUCAGCAACCAAACAAAAUAAGAUUUAAAAAAUAAUAAUUACACUCAAGUGGAAGAAAUCUUUGUGACUGCCAUUAGACUGAUCAAACCACAAUGACACUUUGUUGAAUGGGUUUUUAAACACACACGGACUCACACACAAACUUUAAUGCACACGUAGAUUGAAACAAAACCAAAAUUUAGCUGAUAUUGUUGGUGUUUGUGUCUGUCCUGGGGCACUUUUGUCGUCUUGAGUUUCUCCUUUGUGUAAAAUGAUUAGUACAAGUUCUUCCCAAGCAACCCCCUUUUACUUUUUGUGUAACUUUUUAAUCGGAAGCAGAGGUAGGCAAGACCUUCAAAACCCCUUGUCCUUUCGUGCUCAGCGCUGUGCUUCUCAAAAAAUAACUCCUCCUUGAUUUUAAAGCUCUCUUUUCACAGCCCUUUGGAAGGUACUGUGUUCAGCAGUCGUACUGAGGAAAGCCUUCUGGUAGCAAUAAAAAAACAGAACAUGUUGUCCUUCA
Messenger RNA from Pogona vitticeps (central bearded dragon), 2846 nucleotides. RefSeq names its product cyclin I (gene CCNI). NCBI's taxonomy places the organism in Eukaryota, Metazoa, Chordata, Lepidosauria, Squamata, Agamidae. The record is from RefSeq and is a predicted model, not a curated record.